ACAAUGAGACACAUGAGGCUCGGGGCGCUUGCGGGACCAGCCUCCUCCUCCCCUCCUCCUCUCUUCAGCUAGCAGUUGUCUGCUCCAGUUCUCCCCACUUUAACCCCACCUUGCCCUGCACCUGGUGGCCUUGUGGGAGCCAGGAGCCAGCUCCAUAACUUUUAGCAGCACAAGCCCAGCUCUCAGCUCAGCCCUCAGAGCAACCUCAGCACAGCCCAGGUCUGGUUCUAGCGCUGGCUCACCAUGGCGAAGGACUUUCAAGACAUCCAGCAACUGGACUUGGAGGAACAAGACCACCACCUUGGCAGAAGUGAGGCGCCAGGCACUUGUGCGCAGAAUUCCAGAGGUGAGGCGCCAGGCACUUGUGCGCAGAAUCCCAGGAGAGAAGAUCCAUUUUGGAAAGGGCCACCUCUGCCCCAGACCCUGGCACAGCGUCUCUGCUCCACGCUCCGCCUCAGUCUGCUUGCCCUGGGCUUCAACAUCCUGCUGCUGGUGGCCAUCUGUGUGAUUGGGUCCCAAAGCACACAGCUGCAAGUGGAGCUGCGGGCCCUAAAGGAAACUUUCAGCAACUUCUCUUCCCGUACUCUGAUGGACGUCCGGGCUCUGGGUGCCAACGGAGGCAGUGUAGGGGCCAAGAUAACAACUUUGGGAGCCAAGCUGGAGAAACAGCAGCAGGACCUGAAAGCAGACCAUGACACCUUGCUCCUUCAUUUGAAGCACUUUCCAGCUGAUCUGCGUGUCCUGGCCUGCCAGGUGGAGUUCCUCCACAGCAACGGCUCAGAAAGGACCUGUUGCCCUGUCAACUGGGUGGAGUACGCGGGCAGCUGCUACUGGUUCUCUCGCUCUGGGAAGUCCUGGCUGGAGGCGGAGAAGUACUGCCAGCUGGAGAACGCCCACCUGGUGGUCAUCAACUCCUGGGAGGAGCAGAAAUUCAUUGUACAACACACAAACCCCUUUAACACCUGGAUAGGUCUCACUGACAGUGAUGGUUCCUGGAAAUGGGUGGAUGGAACCGAGUAUAGGUACAACUACAAAAACUGGGCUAUCACUCAGCCAGAUAACUGGCGGGGACACGAGAUGGAUGCAAGUGAAGACUGCGCGGAGAUGCGGCCGGAUGGCCGCUGGAACGACAAUUUCUGCCUCCAGGUGUACCGCUGGGUGUGUGAGAAGAGGCGGAAUAGCACCGCCCAGGAACCCUGACCCCGGCACAGCCCUGCCCAACCUGCGCCCACCCCUACCCUCCCCACUUCUCCGUUGGAGAUUUCGAAGAAAGAAAGAAAAAUAGGUUCAGGGUCAUGGUGAGGGCUUGAGGAAAGAUAGAAAGGGGGAUGGGUUAAGGUUCUCAGACCCUGGGAAGGCUGAGAGCCAACCUUUCCACAAGUCAUUGUAACUGUUAUAAUUUUCAGCCUCCCCAAUGGAGUAAGGAAAGAAGAAACAAACAGUUGAAACUGUGUGGUCUGGUUAUUUGGAUCUUGGAAAUAUAGGGUGCAGAGGAGGGGGCCCCCGAAUCCACAAGGUGUAAUUCCAUAGGACGCCCUGGGGGCGGGGCUGAGAGCAGAAGUUGGCAGCAGCCUGCUCUCCUGGGGAGCGGUCGGCUGGGCCGGGGCUCCCAAAGGAGGCAGGUUUCCCUGAGGUCCCAAGGAACACCCUGGGCUCACAAAGAAGAGGAGGGCAAGGUGGCUGUCUUCCCCCACCCCCAUACAGAUCUAGACUGAUCUCCAACACUUGGUAUCAUCAACAAUUUCCACAGUUUAUUUUUGAAUAAACUUCGUUUGCUUUCAAAAAUCA
This is a messenger RNA of Nycticebus coucang (slow loris), 1788 nucleotides long. It is a transcript of the gene ASGR2, whose product is annotated as asialoglycoprotein receptor 2. The coding region runs from base 244 to 1200 and encodes 318 amino acids. NCBI's taxonomy places the organism in Eukaryota, Metazoa, Chordata, Mammalia, Primates, Lorisidae. The record is from RefSeq and is a predicted model, not a curated record. Gene Ontology annotation, molecular function: signaling receptor activity. The transcript is spliced from 9 exons.